Messenger RNA from Propithecus coquereli (Coquerel's sifaka), 1044 nucleotides. It is a transcript of the gene TAAR4, whose product is annotated as trace amine-associated receptor 4. NCBI's taxonomy places the organism in Eukaryota, Metazoa, Chordata, Mammalia, Primates, Indriidae. The transcript has a single exon. Gene Ontology annotation, molecular function: 2-phenylethylamine receptor activity; trace-amine receptor activity. Gene Ontology annotation, biological process: G protein-coupled receptor signaling pathway; chemosensory behavior; behavioral fear response. Bases 1 to 1044 code for a protein of 347 amino acids. The record is from RefSeq and is a predicted model, not a curated record. Gene Ontology annotation, cellular component: membrane.
AUGUAUCCACCUGACCCCCAGAACCCCCCGGAAGUACAGUUUUGCUUUGCUUUGGUUAACAAUUCGUGCCCUAGAAAUGUGAGGUCUGUGCUGAAUGUCUGGGCCAUGUACACGGUCAUGAUUGGGGCUAUAGUGAUGACCAUACUGGGCAACAUGGUCGUGAUCAUUUCCAUCGCUCACUUCAAGCAGCUCCACUCCCCAACCAACUUCCUGAUCCUCUCCAUGGCCACCACUGACUUUUUGCUGAGCUGCGUGGUCAUGCCCUUCAGUAUGAUCCGGUCCAUCGAGUCCUGCUGGUACUUUGGAGACCUCUUUUGCAAAGUCCACAGCUGCUGUGACAUCAUGCUCUGCACCACCUCCAUCUUUCACCUCUGCUUCAUCUCAGUGGACCGCUACUACGCUGUUUGUGACCCCCUGCGUUAUGUCACCAAAAUUACCAUCCCUGUUAUAGAGGUCUUUCUACUCACCAGUUGGUCCAUUCCCCUCAUUUUUGCCUUUGGCCUGGUGUUCUCAGAAUUAAACGCAAUUGGUACAGAAGAUUUUAUUGCAGCCAUUGACUGCACAGGUUUGUGUGUGUUGGUAUUUAACAAGCUCUGGGGGGUACUGGCCUCUUUCAUAGCUUUCUUUCUCCCUGGGACAGUCAUGGUGGGGAUUUACAUACGCAUUUUCACAGUGGCCAGGAAGCAUGCUAAGCAAAUUGGCACAGGUCCUAGGACAAAACAGGCUGGGGCAGAAAGCAAAAUGCAGGCAUCAUCCAAAAGAGAAAGCAAGGCCACCAAGACCCUCAGCAUAGUCAUGGGAGUGUUCGUGCUGUGCUGGCUGCCCUUCUUUGUCUUGACAAUCACAGACCCUUUUGUUAAUUUCACAACCCCAGAGGAUUUGUACAAUGUCUUCCUCUGGCUGGGUUAUUUCAACUCCACUUUCAAUCCCAUGAUAUAUGGCAUGUCUUACCCUUGGUUUCGCAAGGCAUUGAGGAUGAUUGUCACAGGAAUGAUCUUCCUGCCUGACUCUUCCACCCUAAGCUUGUUUCCUGCAUGUGCCUAG